CGCAGGGAGCGCGGGCUGCGGCCAGGAGCGCUGGACGCGCGGCCGCAUACGGAGCCAGGCCGCACGCGCGAGGCCGCGCCAGGCGACGCCGAGUCCAGCCACCGCAGGCUCGGCCAAGCCAGCAUGGUGGACCACUUGCUUCCAGUGGACGAGACCUUCUCGUCACCAAAAUGCCCAGUGGGGUACCUGGGUGAUAGGCUGGCCAGCCGGCGGCCAUACCACAUGUUGCCCUCUCCCAUCUCUGAGGAUGACAGCGAUGUCUCCAGCCCCUGCUCUUGUGCCAGCCCUGACUCGCAAGCCUUCUGUUCCUGCUACAGCGCAGGUCCAGGCCCUGAGACCCAGGACAGCAUCUUGGAUUUCCUUCUGUCCCAGGCCACGCUGGGCAGUGGUGGUGGCAGUGGAGGUGUUGGAGAUAGCAGUGGCCCUGUAACCUGGGGAUCAUGGAGGAGAGCCUCUGUGCCUGUGAAGGGGGAACAUUUCUGCUUCCCUGAAUUCCUGUCAGGAGACCCUGAUGACGUCCCCAGGCCUUUCCAGCCUACCCUGGAGGAGAUUGAAGAAUUCUUGGAAGAGAACAUGGAGGCUGAGGUCAAGGAGGCUCCAGAGGGCUGCAGCAGGGACCUGGAGGCCUGUGGCCAGCUCUCAGCUGGGCCACACCGGAGCCACCUCCAUCCAGAGUCUGGUGGGAGAGAGCGCUGUACCCCACCACCAGGUGGCACCAGCGGGGGUGGUGCCCAGAGUGCGAGUGAGGGGCCAGCACGGGAUGGCCCCAUGCCGGUGCUGCUGCAGAUCCAGCCUGUUGCUGUGAAACAGGAGGCAGGUGCGGGGCCAGCCUCCCCAGGGCAGGCCCCGGAGAGCGUCAAGGUCGCCCAGCUCCUGGUCAACAUCCAGGGGCAGACCUUUGCACUUCUGCCUCAAGUGGUACCAUCCUCCAACUUGAACCUGCCCUCCAAGUUCGUGCGCAUCGCACCUGUGCCCAUCGCUGCCAAACCUAUUGGUUCGGGAUCCCUAGGGCCCGGCCCCGCUGGCCUCCUUGUGGGCCAGAAGUUCCCCAAGAACCCAGCAGCAGAACUUCUCAAAAUGCACAAAUGCACUUUCCCCGGCUGCAGCAAGAUGUACACCAAGAGCAGCCACCUCAAGGCCCACCUGCGCCGGCACACAGGCGAGAAGCCCUUCGCCUGCACCUGGCCGGGCUGCGGCUGGAGGUUUUCCCGCUCAGAUGAGCUGUCACGGCACCGGCGAUCUCACUCGGGUGUGAAGCCGUACCAGUGUCCUGUGUGUGAGAAGAAGUUCGCGCGGAGCGACCACCUCUCCAAACACAUCAAGGUGCAUCGCUUCCCACGGAGCAGCCGUGCGGUACGCGCCGUCAACUGAGUGCGGUGGCCACCCCACCCGCCCCCAGCCCCACGCUUGGUUUUUAGAUGCAAUAACUUAUUGCCUCCUUCAGAAGGAUGUGACAAUGUUACCAGCCCCCUUCUGAAUCUUAGGAGGUGUGACCCAGAGCCGCCAUGGCUGCCUUUCCGGGGAGGACCUAGAGUCCCCAAAGGUCCCUGGGGGCUGGUUCCCCUGGUGGCCCAGGUGGCCCAGGCAGGCCUGCGCCCUUGUGCCUUUGUGCCUUCCUGCCAGCUGGAAGGGUUGUUUGGGGGGGCCCUUACCCUUCUCCCAUUGGGCUCCCUACCUGGGCCAAAGCCAACAUUAUUGCUGGGGAAGAAGUGUUUUGGUUGUGUCGAAACAGUUCCCAGAGGGAGCCAUGCUGGGAAAAAUGGAGUAGGUCAAAAGUGUAGGGCUGCACUGUGGCAUGAGGACCGUACCAUAUGCAAGAGGCCUUUGAGGGUCCAGGAGGAUGGCCACCCUCGUUCUAGGCCACAAUGCAUGUGCUUAAAUGCAAGACAAAUGGAGCCAUAUCCAUCCAUAUGUACCCAGCCUGGCUCACCCUCCUCCCAACGUCAGCCUCCCGGUUGUGGUGGGAGGAGUCAGGAACAGGCCUGGUGGAUGCAAAGCAACUAGCUAACGCCUCCCAGUCUGACUUAGAUUUGCAUUCCUCAUCAGGUCUAGAAAUUAGUACCAAUUGGACUAGCUUGUUUUGACAGGUCUAUUUCACAUCCUAUGAAUGUAUGUAAAUAAACUGUACAUAGGUACGCAUCUACAUAAGAUAUCUUUUAAUAACACGUUGACAUUUGUGUAAAUUUGAAAUUAAAAAAUUCUAUAAAGUUGGUGUACAUAUGUUACAAUUAUGUAUAUUUUCUUUGGUCCUUCAUAAAAAUAUAUUUACU
Molecule: messenger RNA, 2270 nt
Organism: Peromyscus eremicus (cactus mouse)
Lineage: Eukaryota; Metazoa; Chordata; Mammalia; Rodentia; Cricetidae
Gene: Klf15
Product: KLF transcription factor 15
Exons: 3
Coding region: 124-1371 (415 amino acids)
Biological process (GO): regulation of transcription by RNA polymerase II
Molecular function (GO): DNA-binding transcription factor activity, RNA polymerase II-specific; RNA polymerase II cis-regulatory region sequence-specific DNA binding
Source: RefSeq, a predicted model, not a curated record